Molecule: messenger RNA, 4912 nt
Organism: Atta colombica
Lineage: Eukaryota; Metazoa; Arthropoda; Insecta; Hymenoptera; Formicidae
Gene: AP-1gamma
Product: AP-1 complex subunit gamma-1
Exons: 15
Coding region: 322-2901 (859 amino acids)
Biological process (GO): intracellular protein transport; receptor-mediated endocytosis; Golgi to vacuole transport
Cellular component (GO): AP-1 adaptor complex; Golgi apparatus; membrane coat
Molecular function (GO): clathrin-cargo adaptor activity
Source: RefSeq, a predicted model, not a curated record
AGAGACAUUUGCAAACUGAGCACACCAUGUAAUCUUUUUACUAUGACGACGACGGCAGCGGCCAUUUUUGAGUCUUUCCGUCGUGGCGCACGAACAUGACACGAAAUUAACGAAAUUCCGCGCGAUCUGUCAGAUCUGUGGUUGAUGAGGCAGACAGAGAGAGAGGAGAGAAAAGGAGAAGAGGGGAGGGAGAGAGAGAGAGAGAGAAACUGUGAGAGAGAGAGAGGUGAUGGUAAAAAAAGGAAAGGAAAAAGAGAGAAAAAACAGCUUGAUAUCGUAAUAUACGCGGGCGGAUAGCCGGGGUUUAACCCAGCCUUUAACAUGGCCUCCAUAAAGCAGGCUUUCAAUGAAGCUGUGGAAAGAGUCUCGACAGUUAGAAUGCCUGCGCCGACGCGGCUGAGGGAUCUGAUCAGACAAAUACGAGCUGCACGAACAGCUGCAGAAGAGAGGACGGUUGUGAAUAAGGAAUGCGCGUAUAUUCGUUCAACGUUUAGGGAAGAAGACAGCGUGUGGAGAUGCCGUAACAUUGCUAAGCUAUUGUAUAUUCAUAUGCUGGGGUAUCCGGCGCACUUUGGUCAAUUGGAAUGUUUGAAGCUCAUCGCUUCGCCCAGAUUCACUGACAAACGAAUUGGUUACUUGGGAGCCAUGCUGUUGCUAGACGAACGGCAAGACGUACAUCUCUUAAUCACAAAUUGUCUAAAAAAUGACUUGAACAGUUCCACACAGUUCGUCAUCGGUUUGGCGUUGUGUACCCUCGGUGCGAUUGCGUCGCCGGAAAUGGCAAGGGAUCUGGCGUCCGAGGUAGAGAGAUUGAUGAAAUCACCGAACGCGUACAUCCGAAAGAAAGCGGCGCUUUGUGCCUUUCGGAUCAUCAGACGCGUGCCGGAGUUGAUGGAGAUGUUUUUGCCGGCCACUCGCAGCCUGAUCACCGAGAAGAACCACGGGGUCCUCAUCACUGGCGUCACUCUCAUCACGGAGAUGUGCGAGAACAGUAUUGAUACGCUGAAUCAUUUCAAAAAGGAAUGCGGCCAUCGUGAGAUUGUGCCAAACCUCGUUAGAAUUUUGAAGAACCUAAUCCUAGCCGGAUACUCGCCCGAGCACGACGUAUCCGGAGUAUCGGAUCCAUUUCUUCAGGUGAAGAUACUGCGUCUUCUACGUAUUCUGGGACGUAACGACAUUGACGCAUCCGAAGCUAUGAAUGAUAUUCUUGCUCAAGUUGCCACUAAUACGGAAACCAGCAAAAACGUCGGUAAUACGAUACUCUAUGAGACGGUUCUAUCGAUCAUGGACAUUAAGUCGGAGAGCGGGCUUCGAGUCUUAGCGGUCAACAUACUGGGCAGAUUUUUAUUGAAUAAUGACAAAAAUAUCAGAUAUGUGGCUCUGAAUACGUUAUUGAAGACAGUUUACGUGGACACCAGCGCGGUGCAGAGGCAUCGAUCGACAAUUCUAGAAUGCUUGAAAGACCCAGACGUAUCGAUUAGAAGGCGUGCGAUGGAGCUAAGCUUUGCGCUCGUCAAUUCUAACAAUAUCAGGAAUAUGAUGAAGGAAUUGCUCCUAUUUUUGGAACGUGCCGAUCCCGAAUUUAAGGCUCAAUGCAGCAGCAAUAUCGUUAUGUCUGCGGAGAGAUUUGCUCCGAACAAACGCUGGCAUCUCGAGACUCUCUUCAAAGUACUUGUCGCGGCUGGUAAUUAUGUGCGAGAUGACGUAGUGGCAUGCACGAUACAAUUAAUUUCGGAGACGCAGUCACAGCAGGGAUAUGCCGUUAGUGCAUUGUGGCGCGCGUUAGAAAAGGAUACGUCCGAUAAACAGCCUUUGGCGCAAGUUGCCACAUGGUGCAUCGGCGAAUACGGCGAUCUAUUGUUAUACGGUCCACCGUCAGAAGAUGCCGAGACUCCAAUCAAUUUGACAGAGGACGAAAUCAUCGAUGUAUAUCAGAGGUUACUCUGGAAUCCGCAGAACACUGUGAUCACAAAACAGUACACUUUGUUGUCUCUUACCAAAUUAAGCACGAGGUUCCAGAAAGGUCAUGAGAAAAUUUGUCAGAUCAUAGAUACGUUUGGUAGCAAUUUACAUAUCGAAUUACAGCAGAGGGGUAUUGAGUUUUCACAGCUGUUUCGAAAGUAUGAUCAUCUGCGACCCGCGUUGCUCGAGAGAAUGCCGCCGAUGGAAACCGCGCGACCGCAGGCCAAUGGUAUCAUAGGCAUGAUGAAUGGUGAGCCAGAACCGGAAGAUGAAAAAUCCACAAUGCUGGAAUCAGCAACUACUACAUCCGAUUCAAGUGCACUUUUAGAUUUACUUGGAACUACGGAUGUAGGAAUAACGACGCCGGCGACGAACAAUAAAAAUUCUUCAUCGAGUACGAUUGCGGCAGCGCAUAAUAAUGACCUGCUGGAUUUGCUUGGAAGUUUGGAUUUGAAUACGCCUACGCCUGUCGCUCCCACGUUACCACUUCAACCGCAGGCAUCAUCCGCACCGAUGUUCAGUCCCACUAAUAACAGUAACUUCUUAGUAGAUGGAUUACUCAGUACUCCUACAGUGCAAAACGAACUACCAAGUAUGGUGGUCUUGGAUAAAUCAGGGCUCAAAAUAACGUUCAAAUUAGAAAGACCGCCUGAUAUCUCCGAUCUGUUGGUCAUAAAUAUGUUGGCUCAAAAUUCUGGAAGCACUAUUUUAACCGAUUUUUUAUUUCAAGCAGCAGUUCCUAGGACAUUCCAAUUACAAAUGUUGUCGCCGUCAAGUACUGUCAUUCCGCCAUCUGGUCAAGUAACUCAAGUCUUGAGAAUAACUAAUAUGAAUAGAGCACAAUUAAGAAUGAGAUUGCGUAUAUCAUAUAUCGGCCCGACUGGAUCAGUUCUAGAACAAACAGAAGUCAAUAACUUUCCCGUUUCGACAUCGCAGUGACAAGAUGUAAUACAAAAUACAUUUGUACAUAUGCCUGCCUAAAAAUAAUUAAUAGAAUUUUGAAAGCGGAGACUGAAAGGAAGAUGAAAGAAACGCAAUCUUUCUUCAUUAGGACAGUGAAACAUACAACUUGGCUAUACCUAACACACACACACACACAGAGAGAGAGAGAGAGAAAGAGAGAGAGAGAGCAUUUGUAUUAAGCAAUUUAAUCAUUGUAUGUGCGGCAUCGAUAAGGCAAGACCUAAACUUUCUAAAAGACACUUUGAGUGUGUUGAAAAGUAUGAUAAUUUAAUUUUCCGCGAUUUGUUGGAUAUAUUCUAAAAAUUCAUAACGAAAAGUGAAUUCUUCGGCGCGUAUUAAAACUCGUCGCGGAUAAUGUGAUAUUAAUAUCGCGAUCUUUCAAAAAUUACGUUUUGUAUUUUAUUACUGUUGUCUAUCGUUUUCGCGUAAUUUGGUUACAAUGAGAGUGUGUGUGUGCAAGUGCUUCGUUUUCGUAAUGUCUCGCAUGCGGAAGAAAAAGGAAGAAAAGAAAAAUGUAAAUAUUUUUUCUAAUAACUGAAAUACGCGGAGGGAAUUGGGGAGAUAUCGUGCUCUGAUUGGUUGCAUUCCUGUUUUUCGACUACUAAUUUAGCGCAUAAUUUCUCACGGUUAAAUAAUGAAAAAAUGAAGAAACGAGAGUAAAAAGAAGAAAACCGAAACACAUCAGACUCUUUAUAUACCACUUAGGAACAAUAGAACAUUGAAAAAACACGGAAGGAUCGGAAGAAGGUUUCGUCACCUAAAGUGCUUUGUCGCUGCCCCAAAAAGUUAUCUAUGAGAAGACGCUUAUAACUCUCGCUGUAACAAAAAAAAAAAGAUCUUUUCUACCGCUGUAUUUGUAAGAUAUCACGGACGACUCGCGAAUGAUCGUCUUGUAAAUAUUAGAUAAUCACAAUGACGUACAGAGAAAAUUCUUUCGCGAAAUAAACAAAAGUAGAAAAAAAGGACACACGAGAUGGGACUCUUUAUGUGUAUAUGAUAGAACUGUUGAUUCAAUAACGCGAAUAUAUGAUAAUAUCCACGUUUUCGUCUUCGAGAAAAAGAAAGAUAUCAUUUUUUGAGAGGAAAGACACACGCAAAUACAAAUAUAAAUACACAUACACAUGACACUUAUGGUGCAUGAGUGUGUUACGUGCGAGGAUAUUCACAACUUCGAAUUGAUAUUCAGAGUAUAGAGUAACAUUGAAGGGCUGAAUUCUGAUUGUCAUGUUAUAUCUAUCGCGCGUAUAUAUGCAUAUUGAGCUUUGCAUUCCGUUGUACGAGAAAUUCAUUAUCAUGAGAAAUAUUGGGAUUUUGUUAGCGGUCCAAUCUCUUCGUCUCUUUUGAAUUAUAUUAAUUUCCGUGAAACACGUGCUCUAACGAUGUUUCGCUACCUAUAUUGUAUUAAAUUGAUUUUAACGAGAAUUUUGACGGAAAGUCAACUCCGAUUACGUGGCUGCGAAAUCGUCCUACAAAGUAGAAAUGCAAAUUCCAUGUUUUAAGAUUGAUUUUAUAUCUGCGAACUAUCAAAUAUCCCAUUUUUAUUGUUUUCACAAAAAAGCCACGACAUAAUAUAAAGAAUAAUUGUAUACAUAUAUAUCGAUGAUAGUCUUUUAAGUUGCAGUAAAAACACUAACAUAAAAUUAAUAGCAAAAUAAUAAUGUACAUAGUUUUUACUAUCUAAUUUUGGGAUUUCAAUUUUACUAUUUACUACUCAAUUGGAAUUAUUUACUCUCAGAGAUAUCAUUUGUACAUAUUAUGUCGAAUAGAAGGGGGGGAAAGAGAGAAAGAGAGAGAGAGAGAGAGAGAGAGAGAGAGAGAGAGAGAGAGAGAGAGGAGGAAACAGAAAAACAUGCAGAAACAUUCGCUCAUUUAACAUAAUGUUCAUACGAUUUUAUAACUACUUUAUCGAAUUUUCAUCUAUUGAUCAUCUAUUGAUGAGUAACAAAUGUAAACUCCACAAUAAGUAUACAAGUUAAGAAAAAAAGAU